CCCUGGCCUGGUUUCCUGUUUAAAGACGACCGAAAAGAAAUUCUGAAAUGCCACUUUAUUUACUGUCCAAAAAGUAUGUAAUUAAUUGUUAUGUGACGUAAGCUUAUAAAAUAAAUGAGUUUCAACUUAACUGCUUCUAGCUCUUAAGAAAAAUGAUAUUUAAAUUCAAGGGUUUAUGCGUUAAUUGAAUGAAAAUGAAAAAUGAAUCUAAAACUAAAUUCUAAAUUUACUACAAAGUUUGAUAAAAUUAUAUUAUUUAUAAUUUAUUAUAGGCACAUACCAUAUUCAUAUAUUAUAUAUCAAUACUUAACUAAAUAUGGCAUAACCAUAACACAAGUCAUAAGCUAAUUACAAAAAAUUAAUAUAAAUUACUUAAGUUUAAGCUAUGAAGUUGAAGUAGUCAUACUCACAUAACUCAUAGAGUUAGCCUAACUAACCGGAACCCUUACUAGUCCUACUCUUAAGCCCUAAGUCAUAAAAAACUUAAAGUAGCGUUAAGUUAAGUUGGUAUUAUUCUGGGAUAAACUUGUUUAAGCUUAAAAUAAAAGUCUAACAGUUGACCUGCAGCUUGUGGUGUUAAUUGCAUAGAAUUUAGAAUUUUAAUCACAUUCACAUUGAAAGUUAAAGGUUAGAGUUAGGCCCACUCCCCUGCCCCCACAUCUGAAAAUAAUACAAUUUUCCAACAAUUGUCUCUCUUAGCAUAAGUGUCAGACAGUUGAGACAGACAUAAGACAUUAAUUAUGCUAUUUGAUGAAUUAUUUACAAAAAUAAAUUAAAACUAUUUAUACUCUAUUUGUACGUAGUAAGCUACAAGUCUUAACAAGUAGGCCCUAUACUAUAGUUGUAAUAUCAAUUUGAAAAAAAAAUCUUUACUUCUACUUAUAUUUAUAUAUAGAAAGCCUUUUUUUCUCUAAACAUAAAACAAAAUAAAAAUUUUAAUCUUAUGUUUAACAUGGAUUUAUAUGUAAAGUCAAUUAUGUUGCAAUAAAUAUGUUAAAAUAAUUAACAAUUUUCACAACAUUAAACAUUCUGAUGAUAUCAUUAAGAUAUAUUAAAAAUUAUUGUAAAUUGUAACAUCUUAUAAGUCAUGAAAAUUAUGAUUGGUAAUCAAAAUCAGACUUGUGAUUCAAGAGAUGUUUUAAAGAAGUUACAAAAUGUACAUUUUAUAUUGAAUUAUUUUGCUUAGAUUUCUUAACAAAGUCUUUGUUUGCACUAGUCAAUGUCAGUGAUCAGGAAUUUCUUAAAGGCACUACAAUAAAUAUUCAUAAAACUAUUUUUAAUUAAAAACCAAUAUAUAUUCUCCUUGAUCAAUUGAUUAUUUUUGGAUGGUGAAUCACUUGAAUUGGAAUUUUUUUUAAACUGUUGGAGAAAUAGUUAACCCUUAAAUGGAGAUGAGAGGUGGUAUGACAUUAAUUCAAGGAAAAUUCCAGCAACUCCUGUGAUGUCCCUGGUGCCAAGCAUCUACUUAAUUUUAAAGUUCUCUUGGGUUAACGACUGUAUGGAGAGGGUCAUCUUCUGACUUGGAACCACCUUAUUCUCCAUAAAAAAUCAGAGGCCUUGUGAUUUUGCAUCUUCCAGCAAAACCUACAAAAUCAUCUUUUUGAGACAAUAAAUAGAUGCAACAAAAAAAAAAAAAUUAAAAAAAAAAUAAUAAUAUUUUUCAGAAAAACUCCAAAUUUUAGAAAAUGAAAUUUAAUGUUUAGCAUGAUUUGAGAACAUAUUUGGAAACAUUUUUUAAGGGGUAUUAAGCUUUUGUUUUCAUAAUUGAACUCAUUAAAUGCUUAAAAAAAGCAACGAAAAAGAAAAAAAUAGCUUAAAAUCUUAAUUUCUGAAUUAAAAUUUUUUGUAACAACUUCAAUUAUUGUUUGUUUUUGAGAGAUUCUAAACAUAAUUUUUCUACCUAUAUUUUCAGUCAUUGCUUCUAAAAACUGCAAUGUUUGGUGGCUCACAGACCAAUGUUUUGGCAUUGACACCAGGAAUAUUACCAGGAAGUCAAAAUUUCCCUUCCAGCUCACCAACAGAUUCUAGAGUACCCAUGACCCCUAAUAUUAAUCGUAAUUAUAUUCUUCUUUAGUCACGUAUACGAAUAAUGUUAAUUAAAUAUGUUCUUUUUGCCUUUACAGACACAUAUUAUAAGGCAACAUUAAAAAUGAUUUACACCAUUGUGGUAACUUACCUAUGUAUUAUAAAUUACUGGCAGAAACAAAACACUUUCCCUCAAACGUGCUACUCCUAUCCAAGAAAAUAUAUUUGAAUUAGAAAAUAUAUUUGGAUUAUACAAUCUUUAGUUUUUCAUUAAAUUGCUUUAUUUAGAUAUAAAAAAAGUAUUGUAAAUUAAAACCAAUCUUUUACAAAUCUUCUCAACAGGGCAUAAUAUUUCUAUAGACCAGUAUGUUCCAUCCACCCCAGCUUCUCAAACUAGACACCAUCAUGUGCCUACACCACUUACUCCAGAAAUUACCACUCCAACACCAAGGCCAUUGAUCUCUUGUGGGACAUCCCCUAUAAAUAUCUUAACUCACUUGCAGUCAUCGACCCUGGUUCCCUGUGUAGUUCAGAACAAUACAAGUGGUAAGUAUUUAUGAAAAGCUUGAUGAGGAAACUUUUACUCUGGCCAUUCAGCAGUCCAAAAAUGGUGUUUUUGUUUAUUUAUAUGUUGACUGGUAUUAAUAAAACCUUUUAACAAAAAAUUAUAAUUGCUCCUUUACCGCAAAUUUCUUGUCUCUUGCAGAUCAGUUAGUGCCUACAACACCUGAAGGUUGUAUCCAGAUAUCCCAAAAUGAUGGAGAUAAAGAACAGCCUAUGGUACCAACAAAGGAUAUGCCUCCGAGUAAAAUAAAUUCUGACCCAGUUGAAAGAAAUAAAACUCAAGUCAAAGGUUCAACAAAAAAGAUAUGUUCAUCUCGUCGUAGGCUUUCUCUAGACAAAACUUGUGAGAAGCCUCCUCAAAAUUCUCCACCCAUCUGUGUUAGUUCCGACAACUCUGCAACUAGUGAGAAUAAUAACCCUGCUUCAGACCAAGAGUUUCUUCCAUCACUGCUGACUAGGCAAAGCACUAUUGAAGGCUUUCCACCAUCCUCAAACCACCUCCCCUCACUUGGGGCAUACCCACAAUCUUACACUCAGACAUCUCCGAUACAUAAUCGUUCCUUAUCUCCCCAUCAAGGCACCUUGAACCAUGGACAAAAUAUAAAAACAACAACCGUAGGUCAUCCAUCUUCAAGAGGGUACGAACUACAUGAAGCCGGACCUGUCCCCCAUCCAUCCUCUGCAUCCUUUGCACCGCAUGAAACUAGACCUUUGGGCUAUUCAUUAUCAACUGUCACAUCAUCACAUAGCAGAGAUGAGGUGACCCUUGCAAGACGUCAGGCUCAGUUCGGGACGUGCUUAGUUCACUCUCCAUCCAGACACCACGUUGUACCAUGUCAGAGUGCUCCCAAAAUUGAUCUCUUUUCUGGAGAUGACAUUUUUUUCUGUUAACACAAAAUUGUUUGUCAAAUUGUGUUAAUUUAAUGUUAAAAUCCAAAUCUCAUUAACAAAAACAAGGAGAAAAAAGUAGGUAAUACAAUAUGAAUAACAUAAUUAAUAUAGAUUUGCAGCGUUUGCAAGAAGAAAUGAUUCUGAGUUUAGAAGUGGUGGUAAAUGUACUAGAC
Messenger RNA from Lymnaea stagnalis (great pond snail), 3653 nucleotides. NCBI's taxonomy places the organism in Eukaryota, Metazoa, Mollusca, Gastropoda, Lymnaeidae. The record is from the annotation of a GenBank genome assembly.